GAUAACUUCAAAAAAGUAGAUCUAACUUUAACAUUUAUAGUUUAUCUAUACAUAUUAUUUACUGGUCUGAUUUAAAGUAGCCGUAGUGAUGUGCAAAAACCUUACUGCAGACGUACUGAAGUGAGAUACAUAACAGUUACUAACUCGAGUCUCUAGCCAAUUACACUGUGGCCGAAGAAUAAGUCUGAGAACCAAUCCAUCAACAUGUGGAAACAAGUCAUAAAGGAGUUACUGCUAAUUGCAAUGAUUGGUUUUAUCACCUGUGAUAAUUUAACUAUUCAUACAGUAGAUAUUCCAUUGAGUUCAUCUCCCAUAAGCCCGACUGUGGAUGAACCAAACACCUUAUUAGGAAAUGAUGAUGUCAUUCUUGUGCUGUCACCUGGCAAAAUGGAAGGUUUGGUAGAAAAUCAUCAAAGAGAUGUAUUGGUUAAUUAUACAUUUGUGACCAAUGCUAAACAUAGUAUUUAUAACAUGCAAAUAGAUGUUGCUAAACCACAAGGACCAGAUAUCGUCAUGGUGAUGGGAAAUACUUCAUUCCUGUUAGAAAAUAUGCCUUUUGGGUCAAACAUGUCAGUUAGUUUCACACUGCGUGGACUAUUCCUUGGUAGAACCAGAUUAAGUUUGAACCUUCAACCAGUUGGACUUGCAACAUCAUCUAGCACUGAUGGGUACUCUAUUGACAAUGCCCCACAGCAAAGACAGUUGGCUGCAACCUACCAUGUAUCAGUGAUUCGUCAAAUCCGUGCCUUAGAUACAAUAUUCACUAUCGUGAUUAUAUUACUCGUAUGCAUCGCUCAAAUUGCUAUGGGCUGUAAAGUUGAUUUGGAUGAUUUCAAGGUCAUAAUGAAGCGCCCAAUUGCGCCAAUCAUUGGCUUCUGCUCACAGUAUGGUUUUAUGCCUGUGCUGGCUUUUGGUAUAGCCAAACUGAUGAAGUUGGACAGUAACUUGGCUCUUGGAUUCUUUGUGAUGGGAUGUGCGCCUGGAGGUGGGGGUAGCAACCUGUACACAUACUUGCUGGAUGGGGACAUUGGAUUGAGCAUUGCCAUGACUCUCAUUAGCACAGUUGCUGCACUAGGAAUGAUACCAUUAUGGUUGUUCACACUGGGAAGGCAGUUUAUCAACAAUAUUGAUGGUCUCAGAAUCCCUUUUGAGAACAUAAUUGGUACUCUCUUCCUGAUAGUCAUCCCAGUCACCAUUGGAAUUCUAAUCAAACGCAAGAAACCAGUAUGGGCAAAAAAAAUUGAAAAAAUUACCCGUCCUAUCUUUGUAAUUCUUAUCAUCUUUAUAUUUACAAUUGGUAUUUAUGCAAACCUGUACAUAUUCAAAUUAUUUUCUUGGAGAAUAAUGAUCGCAGGUGCAUUACUGCCAUAUUGCGGUUUUAUUCUUGGUGGUCUUCUUGCAUUUAUCUGUCGUCAGCCGUUUGAUAAAAUAAAAACCAUCUGUAUUGAGACGGGUAUACAAAAUACUGGGAUUCCCAUUUUACUCAUGAAAGUAUCGUUGAUGCAACCUGAUUCAGAUCUGUCAAUCGUGGCACCCAUUGCGUCAAGCUGUUUCACUCCAAUUCCUCUUUGGAUAGCAGUCGCUUGUUAUGAGAUCAAAAAACGAUGUUUUGAUAAAAAGAAGGAUUUUGAACCAGUUCUGAAUGAUGAGGAAAUUAAUGUCCUGCAUAAUGAUGAGACUGAUAUCAGUGGAAAACUUGAGAUGAAUGGUGAAGUCACUGAAAAUAACAGAGAGUUGAAACCUCUUAGUUAAAAUCUGAGGUGUAGUUUUACAGUAAAACCUGUGUAAGUUGGUUUUAAAUAGUUCCAGGUUUUACAGAACUUGUAUAUAAUUUUAGUAUUGUAUAUGAUUUUAGUCUUAAAGGUAAACAAUCAUUUGCUUUGGAAAUUCCUUGGAGGGGAUGCAUGACUAGCUGUAGAUCUGUACACUAAAGAUAUAUUAAUGUAUCCCAUACUUAAUUGAUAUGUACUGAUAUCAAACAAAUAUGGGUGAAAAUUGCAACAUAACGCUAUGUACUUUUUGGGAUUUGUGUGUAAGUAAUGGUUGUAAGAUCAAAAGGCAAAGAAUUGCUCAUCUUUUCAAACUAUACACAAUAUUUAAAAAUGCAAGAACAUUUACUAUGUGUUAUGAAACAGGGUGGUCAAAA
Molecule: messenger RNA, 2146 nt
Organism: Owenia fusiformis
Lineage: Eukaryota; Metazoa; Annelida; Polychaeta; Sabellida; Oweniidae
Source: the annotation of a GenBank genome assembly